Messenger RNA from Merops nubicus (carmine bee-eater), 1539 nucleotides. RefSeq names its product calsyntenin-2-like. The annotation marks the transcript as partial. Gene Ontology annotation, cellular component: postsynaptic membrane; cell surface. Gene Ontology annotation, molecular function: calcium ion binding; kinesin binding; amyloid-beta binding. The transcript is spliced from 10 exons. Lineage: Eukaryota; Metazoa; Chordata; Aves; Coraciiformes; Meropidae. Gene Ontology annotation, biological process: homophilic cell-cell adhesion; positive regulation of synapse assembly; positive regulation of synaptic transmission. The record is from RefSeq and is a predicted model, not a curated record.
AUGAGGCGGUUGAGGAACCAGCCGGAACUGGCGGGAACCGGCUCUGGCCGGCCCAGGGCAGUCCCCCUGCGCCCAGCUCUUUCCCGCCUACACCCAACCGUAGCCCUGAAUAUGCUUCAGCCUGAUCUAUCUGAAUGUGCACCACUCCUUGUGGAGCAGAAAUUUGUGUUGAUAUAUUGUGACUAUUAUAUAAAAUUAUGCCAAAUAAAUGAAAAUACUGAUGUAAAAAGUAUGAAAGAGAAGCAAAGAGCAGUGAAAGGGAGAAUUAUUAUUGCUGGUGUGAGCCAUACUAUUUAUUUUCUAGUGAACAAGCACAAGCCCUGGAUUGAGACAUCGUACCAUGGAAUCAUAACCGAAAACAAUGACACUGUAAUUUUGGAUCCUCCACUUGUUGCUUUGGAUAAAGAUGCUCCUGUUCCAUUUGCAGGUGAAAUCUGCGCUUUUAAAAUCCAUGGACAAGAAAUGCCCUUCGAAGCUGUUGUGCUGAACAAGACGUCUGGAGAAGGUCGCAUUCGAGCCAAAAGCCCCAUUGACUGUGAGCUGCAGAAGGAAUACACCUUCAUCAUCCAGGCCUAUGACUGUGGGUCAGGACCAAGUGGAACAAACUGGAAGAAAUCUCACAAGGCAGUGGUUCAUAUCCAGGUAAAGGAUGUCAAUGAGUUUUCACCAGCUUUCAAGGAGAGCGUGUACAAGGCCACGGUGACAGAGGGAAAGAUCUACGACAGCAUCCUGCAGGUAGAAGCCAUCGACGAGGACUGCUCCCCACAGUACAGCCAGAUCUGCAACUAUGAAAUUGUAACAACUGAUGUUCCUUUUGCUAUUGACAGGAACGGUAACAUCAGAAACACUGAGAAACUGAACUAUGAUAAACAGCACCAGUAUGAGAUAAUGGUAACAGCUUUUGACUGUGGGCAAAAACAUGCAACAGAAGAUGUCUUAGUACGAGUUCAUGUCAAACCAGUGUGCAAGCCAGGCUGGCAAGACUGGAACAAACGGAUUGAAUACAGGCCUGGUUCUGGCAGCAUACCUUUGUUUCCCAGCAUUCGUCUAGAAACAUGUGAUGGGCCAGUUUCCUCAAUCCACACCACCAUUGAGCUACAGACCAACUACAUUGGAAAGGGCUGUGAUCGUGAAACCUACUCAGAAAAAUCUCUGCAGAAAUUAUGCGGAGCUUCCUCAGGUGCCAUUGACCUGUUACCAUCUCCCAGUGCAACAACUAACUGGACAGCUGGGCUUCUCGUGGAUAACAACGACAUGAUUUUUAAAUUUGAUGGAAAGCAAGGAGCAAAAAUCCCAGAUGGAAUAGUCCCAAAGAAUUUAACUGAUCAAUUCACUAUCACUCUCUGGAUGAAACACGGACCUAGCCCAGGAUUAAGAGCUGAGAAAGAGACUAUUCUCUGCAACUCUGACAAGACAGAGAUGAACCGCCACCACUACGCCCUGUACGUGCACAACUGCCGGCUGGUGUUUCUGCUGCGCAAGGACUUCGACCAGGCUGACACCUUCCGCCCCGCCGAGUUCCACUGGAAACUCGACCAG